Diabrotica virgifera virgifera (western corn rootworm) is the source of this 1631-nucleotide messenger RNA. RefSeq lists its product as uncharacterized. Lineage: Eukaryota; Metazoa; Arthropoda; Insecta; Coleoptera; Chrysomelidae. Gene Ontology annotation, biological process: detection of chemical stimulus involved in sensory perception of smell; sensory perception of smell. The transcript has 5 exons. Bases 504 to 1496 code for a protein of 330 amino acids. Gene Ontology annotation, cellular component: plasma membrane. Gene Ontology annotation, molecular function: olfactory receptor activity; odorant binding. The record is from RefSeq and is a predicted model, not a curated record.
GCAGAAAUAGAUGGAGAUGCAUGCAGUAGAAUUGGGGCUGGAUGGAUGAAGUGGAAGGUAGCGAGUGGUGUGUUGUGUGACACAAAAAUUCCAAUGAAGCUGAAGGGAAAAUUCUAUAAAACAGCCAUGGAAAAUAAAGAGGAACAACGAAUGCAUGUGGAUGAAAUGAGAACACUUAGAUGGAUGAGUGGAGUGACAUAAAAGGAUAAAAUUAGAAAUGAGUAUAUUAUGGGAAGUGUAGGUGUGGCACCAAUUGAUGCCAAAAUGAGACAGCAUAGGUUAAGAUGGUUUGGUCAUGUUCAACGUCGAGAAGUUAAUCACCCAAUACGAAGAAUAGCUGAAGUGCAGAUUCCUGGAAGGAGUAGGAGAGGAAGACCAAAGAAGACCUGGGGGGAGACGAUAGGGCAGGACAUGUUGGUAAAGGGUUGAUAUGACCCAAGAUAGUAUUGUGUGGAGAAGUGCAAUUAGGAAAGCCGACCCUGCAUGGGGAUAACGCAAAGAGAAUGAGGAGGUGUGCUAGACUAAUAAUUAUUUGUUUAAAUUUUCAGUUUUCAUUAUUAUAUGGGAGCUUGAUGAGAAAUUUUGCAGUAAUUCAAGGACAUCUAAAGAAAAUUGCAGAUCUCGUUUCACUGAAUACAAGACCAGCUAGUACAAACUUACUUCGUAAAAUGAAUCGGCUAGGACACAAAUUUAAGUUAUAUUCUUGUUUAUUCAUUAGUAUGUUGUUACCUUAUUACACAGCAAGCUAUUGGAUGAUUCGUAAUUCCAAAACAAAUAUUGCAUUAAUUAUUUUUCGACACCUUCCAGGCGCAGGCGGUCCGGCAGUACAGAUAAUAACAUUUGCGUUUGUGAUACCACACAGUGUUUUUUUUAGUUACGGUAUAUUAUGUUUAAUGUCCUACUUUUCGUGGCAUUAUUCAUUCUUGCUAAAAAGGUUAAAUGAAGAAAUCAUAAAAUUAAGUCUUCAGAAGAACAAACAUCAUGACAUAUCAGAACAAAUGCAAUGUACUCAUUGUCAACAAGAGGUUUUUGGAGAAAUGACGUACUUUUUGAACCAAUACCUAAGAAUAAAAAAGUCUAUUAAUAGUUACACUGAUUUUUCGAAAUGGCGAAUAUUUUCAUUAGUUAUUGGAAUAAGUGGAAUACUUGGAUCAGCUCUAGUAUUUAUCGUUGCAGUAUCUACAUAUGAAUCAAUGCCCUAUUACUGUAGUUUUGCAGGUGCAUUUAUGGGAAUGUUGGUAAUCGCAGAAUCAGGCGAAGGGAUAAGGUCAGAGUGCGAAACAAUUUUUUUGAGUGCUCAACAGUUAAACUGGCAUGGCUGGAAUAAAGAAAACCGACAGUUAUUACUUAUGUUUUUAAUAAUAACUGAAGAACCUAUAGAAAUUAGCUGUCACGGAUUUUUUACGCAGAAUCGCCAAGUGAUCCUUAAGGUGAUAAAAAUAAUACAUGGAUUUUUAACUUACUAUAAGACUGUAAGUGCGAAGAGUAAAAACUGAGUCUUCACAGCACAUUGUUUGUUGUUGAUCUGGAUAUAUUAAGCGAGAUUAUAAAUGAGUCAACUAUUAAAAUUUCAAGCACCAUAUGGAUAGUUUGUAAUAUUUAUAUAAUAAAUAUGUAGUUUAACAAUUUUA